Boeremia exigua is the source of this 1157-nucleotide messenger RNA. RefSeq lists its product as uncharacterized. The coding region runs from base 103 to 951 and encodes 282 amino acids. The transcript has a single exon. Lineage: Eukaryota; Fungi; Ascomycota; Dothideomycetes; Pleosporales; Didymellaceae. The record is from RefSeq and is a predicted model, not a curated record.
CUAACGUCAACCAAACCACGAUAUCUGCACAUCAAUAACAGAUAUAUAAUAUCAAUCGAAUCCAUCCGCGGCUUCACCCGCAUUGAACAGAGCUGGCAUACGAUGCUCCGCGAAAUAAUGCAAGAGACAGACAUUUUGAUCCUGGGUGCUGGUUGGACGGCAGGGUUUUUGAUUCCGCAGUUGCAGCAAGAGGGGAUCACGUACGCGGCAACGACUACCAGCGGCAGAGACAAUACCAUCCCCUUCAAGUUCGACCCCGAAUCUGGAUCCGCGGAGCCAUACAAACGUCUGCCUUCGGCCCGUACUAUUCUCGUGACCUUCCCAUUGCGGGGCCACGGGCAAUCCAAGGCGAUCGUUGGCCUGUACCGCGCCGCCCACGGUGCAAAGAACAAUUGGAUCCAAUUGGGCGCAACAACCAUCUUCAACAAGCUACCCAAUGAUUGGAGUGACGACAAUGCGCCCUACGACAAGCACGACAUUCGAGCUAUUGCUGAAGACGAGCUUUUAGGUGAGCACGGCUGUGUGCUAGAUCUUUCAGGCUUGUACGGCGGCGAACGCGUUCCAUCGAAAUGGUUGCCGCGUCUAGCAAAGAAUAAGGAGGAUGUGAAGAAGCGCGGCGCGGUGCAUUUCAUACACGGCGAGGACGUGGCGCGUGCAAUCAUCGCGACCCAUCGCAAAUUCACGCAUGGAAAGAGAUGGAUUAUUUCCGACAUGCGAGUGUACGAUUGGUACGACCUGAUUAUGAGCUUCAGCGCAAUGGCUGAGGGAUUGGAAGCCAGCGCACAGGAGCAGGAAGAAAGGCUGCAGUUCGCAAAUUGGGUCGGUGAGCUGAUGAUUGAGGAGGGGAUAAGAGCUCUGCCGCGAGACAUGCACUUGUUGGGUCGCAAGUUGGAUUCCAGAGGGUUCUGGCAAUUUCAUGGGGUUUGGCCCAGACAUCAGAGGCUGUGCUAGGUAUGAACCAAAGAAGACAUCGUAAAAUUCAUACUGGCAGUGGAUCACACAGCAGUCGACGGACGUAGAGUGCUGCUGCUGGCAGGUAUCCCCUCAGACGACUGCAAAAAUUCGCCGUCCCCAAUUACUCUGAUGGCGAUUUAGAUACUGGUAGAGGAAACGAGUCCCAAGUAACGAUGCAUGCGAAUUUUACCAACUGCUACAAA